CUGGUAGAAGAUUACGAAGAGAGGUCUGAGGUCUCCGAUCUCCAUUUUAUCCUCCAUUUGCCCAUACAGCACCAGAAAGAGAGAAAGCAAAGCAAAAGUCUCUGGUUCGACUCUUCAUUCUGUGGAUGGAGGAGAUGCACCCAUCUCCAUCCUCUUCAAAGUAAUCAUACUUCUGAGAAAAACAAACCAACCCAUCUAAUUUUUAUAUAAUUAUAGCAUCGAUACCACGCACAUGUCGUCUCUAUCUCUCCUCUCUCCCCCUAAUUUAUCUCCUUUUCACAUCACCACCACCUCUCCAUCUUCUUCUCCUCUUCUCAUUCUUCAUUCCCGCUCUUCUUUAUAUGGGGAUUGCUCCACCACCACCACUGCCCCAAGAGCUUUUGUUUCUUGGCACUGUAGGGCCACAGAGAGGUCUGUUUUUUCUCCUAUGCAAAAGUCACGAGAUGGGUACUCCAGGGUGUGUUCUUUCUCUAGAUUUAGAGGUGAUACUGGAGGAGAUGUAGAGAAAGGAAGCGAGGAAAUUCAGGCAGAAGCAGGUGAUGAUGGAAGUGGCACUGAAGAGGAGGAGGAGGAAGAAGAAGGGGAGCAAGAAAUAGGGCAUUUAAGCCCCACUUCUGUUCUGCCUGAGAGAUGGGAUGUUUUGGGUCUUGGCCAAGCCAUGGUAGACUUUUCUGGUAUGGUCGAUGUUGAGUUUCUGGAGAGAUUGGGGUUAGAGAAAGGAACCAGAAAGGUUGUAAAUCAUGAGGAGAGGGGUACAGUCUUGCAGGCUAUGGAUGGUUGCAGCUACAAGGCCGCUGCCGGUGGAUCGCUUUCCAACACCCUUGUGGCCUUGUCAAGGCUUGGAUGUAAACCCAUUGGAGGGCCUGUCUUGAAUAUAGCCAUGGCAGGCAGUGUGGGGAGCGAUCCACUAGGUGGAUUCUACAGAUCAAAACUUCGUCGGGCGAAUGUGAAUUUUCUAUCUGAUGCUGUAAAGGAUGGGACGACGGGCACAGUGAUAGUUCUCACAACUCCAGAUGCUCAGCGUACGAUGCUUGCAUAUCAGGGUACAUCAUCAAUUCUUAGCUAUGAUUCAAGCUUGGCAAGCAUUAUUUCAAAAACGAAUAUACUGGUUGUUGAAGGCUAUUUAUUUGAAUUUCCUGAUACCAUUAAAACGAUUACCAAAGCUUGUGAAGAAGCACGCAGGAACGGUGCGCUGGUUGCAGUCACAGCAUCUGAUAUGACCUGCAUCGAGAAACACUAUGAUGAUUUCUGGGAAAUUGUAGGGAACUAUGCCGACAUUGUGUUUACAAACAGUGAUGAAGCGAGAGCAUUCUGUCAUUUUGCCCCCAAGGAAAGCACAAUUUCAGCAACUAGGUAUCUAAGCCACUUUGUUCCUCUAGUCUCGGUUACCGAUGGGCCAGAAGGCUCUUACAUUGGUGUGAGAGGAGAAGCUGUUUAUAUUCCCCCUUCUCCUUGUGUACCGGUUGACACUUGCGGUGCUGGUGAUGCAUAUGCGGCUGGCAUCCUGUAUGGAGUACUACGUGGUGCAUCAGAUUUAAAAGGAAUGGGAACGUUGGCAGCGAGAGUUGCAGCCACUGUCGUUGGCCAACAGGGGACUCGACUCAGGGUGCACGAUGCUGUGGAGCUAGCAAAGUCGAUGACAUUCCAUUUCGAGACUUCAAAGGCACGAACAGAUUCCAGUUCCGAUCAUAUUUCAAGCUUGUAGUCGGUUUCCUUGCCCCAUUUUGUUUCUUUAGCCAUUCUUUUCAAUCUGAUCAUAAUUCCUGAAUUUGAACAUAACUUAAAUUCUGUACAUUGCAAUUGUAUUUCUUGAUAUACUGGCGAUACAUUUGCCACCAAUUUGAUGAAAAAAAUGUUAUUACAUAUA
Tripterygium wilfordii is the source of this 1867-nucleotide messenger RNA. RefSeq lists its product as uncharacterized. The transcript has 5 exons. Lineage: Eukaryota; Viridiplantae; Streptophyta; Magnoliopsida; Celastrales; Celastraceae. The record is from RefSeq and is a predicted model, not a curated record. The coding region runs from base 233 to 1705 and encodes 490 amino acids. Gene Ontology annotation, molecular function: kinase activity.